Chlorella variabilis is the source of this 3024-nucleotide messenger RNA. RefSeq lists its product as hypothetical. Gene Ontology annotation, biological process: regulation of DNA-templated transcription. The transcript has 5 exons. NCBI's taxonomy places the organism in Eukaryota, Viridiplantae, Chlorophyta, Trebouxiophyceae, Chlorellales, Chlorellaceae. The record is from RefSeq and is a predicted model, not a curated record. Bases 1 to 3024 code for a protein of 1007 amino acids.
AUGCACCAGCUCUACUCUGUUAAAGACAGCCUGACCGUGGCCGAGGCCGCAGCCGUGGCAGCCAAGACGGACGGAUGCACCACAGACCAGGCCUUGGAGUUCUUUCAGCAGCUGGAUCGCGGCGCCAAGAAGGUCUGGCGGCGGGCUUCAAAGCGGGCUGCCGCCGCCGCCGCAGCUGCCGCCGCCGCAGCAGCCUCGGCCAACCCAGGCGCAGGGCCAGCGCCACCCCAGGACGUGACCGCCGCACACGCAGCAGCGCGAGCGGCGAUGGCGGCGGCCGAAGCGGCGCGGACCGCGGCCAGCAGCAGGCUGCAGGGGAUGCUGGAUGCUGGCGGCGGGCUGCGAGACGCGACCGUCAUAGGCAAGCACCCAGGCUGCAGCCAGUUUGUGUCGUUUAUGUCGGGGCUGGUCAGCAAUGUGGUGCGCUGCGAGGCGGCACUGGCUGUGGCCGCCAGCCGGCCCACGAUCCGGGCAAAGCUUGUGGCCACGGGCGGUUUCCUGACCACUCUGGAGGAGUGGCUGGAAGCUGCCAGGCAGCAGGGGCAGUACACGAUGCUGCGGGACGUACUGCUGGCGCUGGCCGGCCUCCCGCUGCAGGCGCCGCUGCUCCGCGGCAGCCUCAGCCUGCAGCGUGCCGUGCGCCAGCUGCAGCAGCACAAGCACCCUGCAGCGGCAGAGGCAGCGGCCAGCCUGCACCACGCCUGGCAGCAGCUGCUUGGCCACCGCGGCGGCGAGGCGACGGCUGUGGCUGCGGCUGGCGCCGCGCAAUCGGGCGUGCCGCCGCCACCGCCACCGCCGCCACCCCAGCAGCAGACGCAGGCCCCAUCCGGGCAGCCGGCAGCCAGCAGCCCUGCAGGGCAGCCUCCGGCCGGGGCAGAGCUGGUAGCCGUGGGAAAGAAUGGCGGCGGCGGCGCUGCCCCGCAAGCGCCCGCUCCCGGCGCCGGCAUGCAGCAGCCUGCGGUGCGCGGCUUCUGGUCGCUGCCGGCGGCAGCCAACGGCCCGCGUGCAGCGCAGCGCCCGCUGUCGGCCGACGACAUCAGGCGGCAGCAGGAGCGGCAGCGCCAGGCCGCGCAGCUGGAGGCGCUGCGACGCCGGGAGGCGGCGGCGGCGGCACGCGCGCCGCCGCAGCCUGCGGCCUCGCAGCAGACGCAGCAGACGGCGCGCACGGGUCAGGUGCGCGGCACGCGGGCGCUGCGGGACUCUCCGAUGUUCAAGAAGCUGCGCAUGUCGAUAGCGGCGGUGAAGGCCGGAUCCACCAUAGCCCCCAGCCGCAACAGCGACGCCGUGGGCCACGCCUCGGCGGGAGCGGAGGUGGCGCAGCCUGCAGGCCAGGCGGACGCGCCUGCUGCGCUCCCCGCCGCCGGCGACGUCGCGCCAGCCGCGGCCGCAGCGGUGCCAGCCCCCAGCGCCAGCCACGAGGGCAGCGUGCUGCAGCGCCAGGAGUCGGUGAGGAGCGCCCACGCCGGCCCCACCGCCAUUAGCACGCCCGCCGAGCAGCGGCAGCAGGAGUGGGAGCGUGCGGCAGCAGGGGACAAGGAUGCCCAGCAUGAGACCGCCAGCACGUACCUGGCGCAGCUCAAGGCCACGCUGACGCAGGACCAGUUCCAGGCUGUGCGCGGAGAGCUCAGGGCCUACAAAGAGAGCAGGGACGUGGGGCGGCUGCUGGCGCAGGCGCUGCCGCUGCUGCAGCCGCACCCGGCCCUGCUGGAUGCCUUUGCCGCCUUCCUGCCCAAGGCAGAGCGCCCGUUGAUGCAGCAGCUGCUGCAGCAGCUGCAGGAGGCGGCCGAUGCCAGCACAGCAGCGACGGCAGCAGCGGCUGGGCCGGCAGCGAGGCCUGGCGCAGGAAAGGCGGUGGCGGCGCUGAAUGUAGGCGCGCAGCAGCCGCAGCCCGCAGAGGGCCUCACUGGCAGUGCGGCGGCAUUGCAGCAGCAGCAGCAGCAGCAGCAGGGACGGCAGAAUGCAGCAGCAGGGGAGCCAGUCACGCAGCCGAUCCAAGAUCCAACGGCUUUGGUGAGGGUGAAGCAGGAGGAGGAGGAGGCCCCGCCGCCGCCGCCGCCACCUGUGGUGUCUGCCGCAGCUGCGGUGCCGGCAGCACCUCAGUCGCCCACAGCAUCACAGGCUGCACCAAUAGCACCGACGCCGCCAUCGGCAGCAGCCCAGGCAGCAGCAGCGCAGGCAGCAGCAGCAGCGGCAGCGGCGGCGGCGGAGCGCUUACCAGCAGAGGCGGCGCUGCCGCCUGCAUCGCCGCCUGCGGCCGCGGCGUCGAUGGCUCCUGCUCGCAUGGCGGCAAGCAGCCCACCAGAGGCGGCUGGCAGGAAGCGGAGGUCUCGCUGGGGAGAUCCUUCUGAGACCAGUGCAGCAGCAAACUCUCAGCCCGCGGCGCAGCCCGCCGCGCAGCAGCGGCAGGCGCUGCCGCAGCAGCACAGGCCGCCGCCGCGGCGCCGGGAGGCGGGCCAGGAGCGGGACGCGAAGCGCUCGCGGCAGGGCGGGGCGCGGGGGAGCAGCCAGCCCAAGAGCUUGGAUCGGCAGGCGCCCAGGGGGUCGCCGCCGCAGCCGGCACAGCAGGCUCAGCAGGCGGCGGCGCCACCCUGGAGGCGCGACAGGGAGCAGGUGCCCACAGGUGCCGUGGCAGGCGCCUCCCUGGCCGCGCCGCCUCCCUGGCAUCGGCGGCAGCCGGCUGAGCAGCCGCGUGCCCCGCUUUGCAUGGUGGAGCAGCUGCCGUGGCAGGAGCCGCCGGUGUGUGAGGUGGAAGAGCUCCCGCACAUCGCUGCGCCCGGGCAUGGGGAGGAGAGCACCGAGGCCUCGAGCCUGGUAGAAGCGCGGCGGCGUGAGGCGCCCCGUGGGCCGCACAACCCGCUGCCGCCAGAGCCGCUGCCGGCGCCGUAUGAGGGGCAGCGCGAGAAGCGGCGGCCGGCAGCGAUACCCUACGUUCCGGUGAAUGCUGAGGAGGAGGCGCAGCAGGAGGAGAUGCUGAGCGCGCGAGGCUGGCGCCCGCUGCACUCCUCGCGCUCUGGCCGCCGCUGA